AUGACUCGUCAAUCUUCAUCAUCUUCAUCUCCUGACGAGCAUCGUCGUCUUCGCUCUACUCUCAAGGAGAAGAGGAGAAAUAUUGAGAUCAAUGAUGCUUUUGAGAAUUUGCAGAGACAGCUGCCUCAUGUGCCAGCCUCAACUCGUCUUCCUAAGAUUAAGACACUACGAUUGGCUCUAAAGUACAUCGAACAUCUGAGCACUAUUCUUAAUGGAGAUAAACAGGUUAUGUCCGACUAUCUGGCGGGUCCACGACCUUUGUGUAUCGAGGACUUCGCUGCUGUUGCCAUGCAAGAGAUGCAGAUCCGUAACAGCUACACUGAACGAGCUCGAGAAGAAGAAAAUCUCAAUAACAGUAGCGGAAAUAGCCGUGUAACAUCAACGUCACCUCGACCAGAGCUACCUACAACACCCGAUUCGCCCCCUUACCGUACCUCUCACCACAUGGCCCCCCUCCCUUCUGUGUAUCUCCAGCCUCCUGGCUAUCCUUUCUAUCAGCAUCAGGGCUUCUACUAA
Cylicocyclus nassatus is the source of this 516-nucleotide messenger RNA. NCBI's taxonomy places the organism in Eukaryota, Metazoa, Nematoda, Chromadorea, Rhabditida, Strongylidae. The record is from the annotation of a GenBank genome assembly.